This is a messenger RNA of Dromiciops gliroides (monito del monte), 2784 nucleotides long. It is a transcript of the gene KRT5, whose product is annotated as keratin 5. Gene Ontology annotation, cellular component: keratin filament. Gene Ontology annotation, biological process: intermediate filament organization; keratinization. The coding region runs from base 109 to 1923 and encodes 604 amino acids. Gene Ontology annotation, molecular function: structural constituent of skin epidermis. Lineage: Eukaryota; Metazoa; Chordata; Mammalia; Microbiotheria; Microbiotheriidae. The transcript is spliced from 9 exons. The record is from RefSeq and is a predicted model, not a curated record.
GAUCUGAGUCCUUGGAUAACAGAGUCUCCAUCUUCCUCCUUCACCUUGCUCUGUUCUUUUCUUUCUAAAGUUACUCUAGUACUUGGUGCAUUUGCUCCCCAAGUAGCCAUGUCUCGGCAAUCAAGCGUAUCAUUCCAGAGUGGGGGCCGCCGUGGCUUCAGUGCCUCUUCAGCAGUCACUCCCUCUGUCAGUCGAACCAGCUUCAGCUCUGUCUCUGUAUCCCGGGCAGGAGGUGGUGGUGGCGGUGGCUAUGGCCGCAUGAGUGUCUGUGGUGCCGGAGGGGGAGCCGGCUUUGGCAGCAGGAGCCUUUACAACCUUGGAAUGACCAAGAGGAUCUCCAUGGGAGGCGGUGGUGGCUUCAGGAGUGGCUACGGAGGGAGAGUAGGAGGGGGAACUGGCUUUGGUGGAGUAGCCGGUAGGGAAUAUUUCUUCGGCGGUGGGUCUGGUGGUGGCUACGGGACCGGUGCUGGAGCUGGCUUCGGUGGUGGAGCUGGCUUCGGUGGAGGCUAUGGGGGACCUGGGUUCCCUGUCUGCCCCCCUGGUGGCAUCCAAGAGGUCACUGUCAACCAGAGCCUCCUGGCUCCCCUCAACCUCCAAAUUGACCCCACCAUUCAGCGGGUGAAGACUGAAGAGAGGGAGCAGAUCAAGACCCUCAACAACAAGUUUGCUUCCUUCAUCGACAAGGUGCGAUUCCUUGAGCAGCAGAAUAAGGUGUUGGACACAAAAUGGACGCUGCUCCAGGAGCAGGGUCAUAAGACCGUGAAGCAGAACUUGGAACCACUUUUUGAAACCUACAUCAACAAUCUCAGGAGGCAGCUAGACAGUAUUCUUAAUGAGAGGGGUCGCCUGGAUUCUGAGCUGAGGAACAUGCAGGACACUGUGGAAGAUUUCAAGAACAAGUAUGAAGAUGAAAUCAACAAGCGUACUACAGUUGAGAAUGAAUUUGUGAUACUUAAGAAGGAUGUGGAUGGUGCCUACAUGAACAAGGUGGAACUGGAAGCCAAGGUGGACAGCCUCAGUGAUGAAGUCAACUUCCUGAGAGCCCUCUAUGACAUGGAACUCUCUCAGAUGCAGGUUCAUGUCUCUGACACCAAUGUUGUCCUGUCUAUGGACAAUAACCGUAGCCUUGACCUGAACAGUAUCAUUGCUGAGGUCAAAGCUCAGUAUGAAGACAUUGCCAACCGCAGCCGAACAGAAGCUGAGUCCUGGUACCAGACUAAGUAUGAGGAGCUGCAGCAGACAGCAGGCCGCCAUGGAGAUGACCUCCGCAAUACCAAGCAUGAGAUCUCUGAGAUGAACAGGAUGAUUCAGAGGCUGAGAGCCGAGAUUGACAACGUCAAGAAGCAGUGUGCCAAUCUUCAGGCCUCCAUUGCUGAUGCUGAGCAGCGUGGGGAGCUGGCCCUCAAGGAUGCCCGAGCCAAGUUGGCUGAGCUGGAGGAUGCCCUGCAGAAGGCCAAACAGGACAUGGCCCGGCAGCUGAGAGAGUACCAGGAGCUGAUGAACGUCAAGCUGUCCCUGGACAUUGAGAUCGCCACCUACAGGAAGCUGCUGGAAGGAGAGGAGUGCAGGCUGAGUGGAGAGGGUGUUGGACCAGUCAACAUCUCUGUGGUCACAUCCAGCGUGUCCGGCGGCUACGGCAGCGGCGGAGGCUUCGGAAGCGGCGGAGGCUUCGGAAGCGGCGGAGGCUUCGGAACCUCCGGUGGCUACGGCAGCGGCGUGGGCGGAGGGCUCGGAGGCGGAAGCGGCUACUCCUACACCAGCAGCAGCGGCGGCGGCUCCGGCGGUCUCACCGCGGGGGGCUCUGGCUUCAGCUCUGGCAGUGGCCGCGGCCUAGGGGUUAGCCUGGGCGGCGGUGGGGGCAGCAGCUCCAGCGUUAAGUUCGUGUCCACCACUUCCUCCAGCCGGAAGAGCUUCAAGAGCUAAAUCUUCUCCCAGCAAGUGUCUUUCACUUGAAUAUCAGCUCUCCCUUUCCCUUGGCCACUGGCAGUCCCGUCCUUGUUAACUUGGAUGGCAGCCAAGCCGCUCUUUGCUUUCUUGUCUCCGCCUCUUCCUUUCCUCCCCAUUUCACUGGUGUUUAGUCUAGACCAGACUAAGGGGGUGAUUUGUAUUCAUGAGCCUUCCAGGUCACCUCCAGCACUUAGCACCCUCAUCUCUCGUUCUUAACUCCCAGCCUGGCCAGAGGCUAUCAGAAAAUGCUUUCCAAUGAUCCUCUGGGGCCUUGUAAGUAAUCUCUCUCCUUUCCACGACUCCACUCAUUCCAGCCCUUCACCUCACUCACUUAAGCACUUAGCCCAAAGCUAUGACCACAUCCUCCUGACUACCUGGCCAGAGAAGAGAGGAGGAUGGUCCAAUUGGGUAUGUUUGCUUAGGAAUCCCUUCAAUUGAGGUAGAUAAGGACCCAAAACAACUGAAGGAAGGCUUUGGUUCAGUCUCCCUUGGGCGGUGGCAAUCCCCAAGUCUCUUGCUAGGGACCUCUAGGGCAAUCUUGUGAUUUCAGAAAGAGUGGUUCAGCCCAAGCUCUAUCUAUCGGAAAGGUGUCUGGCCUCAUCCCGGUGAAAGGGUGGUAUUUAGCCAUUUGUCAUGUGAGCAAUUCUGGUUUCUUCUGGGAGACAGACAGCCUUUCAUUCCUCGGGAGGUGGCAUUUGGUUGUACUGGAAGCAAAAGUCGCUCAGUGAAUGUCAACAGAACUCCACUUCCCCCCAUUGUUUGUUCUUGAUUCUGACCACUUUUUGGUGUUUGUUCAAUAAAGUACAUUUAUAAUUUAAGUAUCUGUGCAGACUUUCC